AUGCCCGGCAGCUCGGCGUCCACGACGCUGCAGUACACGGGCAUCGGCGUCUUCGUGGCCAUCGUCCUCCUCGGCCUCAUCUACUUCAGCUGUUCCAUCAGAGCCGGCGUCCUGGCGCGCAGGAAUGACGCCGCCACCGGGCAAGGCGUAGGGACCGCGAGCCCAGAGCAGCAGCGAGUCCUCGGCCUCGCUCCCGAGGACGUCGCCCUGCUGCCAACGUUCACGUACCACGCUAUUUCACCCGCCGACCGCUGGCACGGCGGCGGUGACAAGGCCAAGGCCAAACCGGCCGACAGCUGCGCGGUGUGCCUCGACGAGCUCCGAGAGGGCGCGCUGGUGCGCAUGCUGCCGUCGUGCAAGCACUACUUCCACGCGAGCUGCGUCGACGUGUGGCUUCUGUCGCACGCGUCGUGCCCCGUCUGCCGAGCGAGCCCGGCCCUGGCACCGGCACCGGAGGGAGUCCAUCUGGGCGUGGCGCCCCUGUCGCCGCCGCUCACGCAGCUGCGCCGGUGCGGGGCGGCGUCCAAGGGUGGCGACACGUCACGGGUGGAUAAUUUUGGGGCAUCGAGGUCGUCAUCUCCGGUAAUCAGGUCCCCGGCGCACUCGGAGCUUUUGAUCUACACGACAGAUGUGAAUUCGGUAAUGUCGCCGUCCGCGACUUGGCCGAGAACGCCCGACAGUGAAAUUUCACGGUACAAUUCACUUUCCCCGGUGACGACAGGUUCGCACCCGGCAGACGUUUAG
Messenger RNA from Brachypodium distachyon (stiff brome), 744 nucleotides. RefSeq names its product RING-H2 finger protein ATL67. The transcript has a single exon. Lineage: Eukaryota; Viridiplantae; Streptophyta; Magnoliopsida; Poales; Poaceae. The record is from RefSeq and is a predicted model, not a curated record. Bases 1 to 744 code for a protein of 247 amino acids.